UUCCUGGAUGGCGGCUCGGCGCUAAUCCCACUUCCACGCCGGAUCUCUAAAAAAAGGAGCGGAAUGAGGAAAUUGACAAGAGCGAAGUGCAAAACAAACUUGUUGGAUGCCGUGAAAAGCUCUCCGGCCGAUGCUCGCCUCCUCACUCCCACUCGUGUCCCGCGCACAGGCGCUCGUCCACCACCGCAGCCUCUCAUCAUCACCAUCACCACCACCACCGCCACCACCUCAUCCUCAGCAACGCCCGUCAUGUCUCUGCUGUUGGUCACUGUGCUGUCCUCGCUGCUCGCCCACGACGCCCAGGCGUGGGGCUCCAGCGUCAAGUACGCCGUCAACUGUCCGGACAGGUGCGACACGGGGCGCUGCGGCCCCACGCUCGCCUGCGCGCGCACCGUGCUGGACGACUGCGGCUGCUGCCGGGUGUGCGCCGCCGGCAGAGGGGAGCACUGUUACCGCACCGUGUCCGGCAUGCACGGCGUCAAGUGCGGACCGGGCCUCUUCUGCGAGUUCUACAAAGAUGAGGACGACUACGGGGAUGAAUACGGCGUGUGCAAAGACUGCCACUUUGGCACCUAUGGCAUGGAGUGCCGUAAGAUUUGCGGCUGCAAAGGCGGCCUUUGUGACAGGGAGACAGGCGCUUGUCUGACCCUUCGAUUCUUCACCAAACUGGCCAGCAAGCUCAAGGCGGAGCCUCAAGAUGGAGAGGAGGGCUCAGGAGAUGUUCAGGAGUCAGAUCCACCGGCAGUAAAUAUAUCCAGCACUCCAAAGCGGCUCAACCCUCGCUGACCAGUGCAUUCAAUCAUUCAUAUAUUCAUUCUGUCUCUCAGUCAGUUGGGAAUGUAGCAUUAAUUUAUAAGUGAACAGACAGGUCUCAUUUUAUUAUCUUCUUGAUUGCAUGUUGACUUUAUUUAUAUGGUUUAUAAGAUCACCUUUUUACUCAUCUUUCUCAGAAUGUUUCGUGUGCCUUCAAGUGAGAGAAUAGGAUGUAUCAUUUUUCAUGUUGUCAUUGAAGUAUAUGUCAUCUAUCCCUACUGUAUUUGUACUGUAUAAAAGAUAUAACAAUGUAAAGAAUCGUCUUACAAUUAAACCGAAGUUAUCAAA
This is a messenger RNA of Phycodurus eques (leafy seadragon), 1101 nucleotides long. It is a transcript of the gene esm1, whose product is annotated as endothelial cell-specific molecule 1. Bases 64 to 786 code for a protein of 240 amino acids. The transcript is spliced from 2 exons. NCBI's taxonomy places the organism in Eukaryota, Metazoa, Chordata, Actinopteri, Syngnathiformes, Syngnathidae. The record is from RefSeq and is a predicted model, not a curated record. Gene Ontology annotation, cellular component: extracellular region.